UCCACUUCAGAUCCACCCGCUAAUAUAAUAACACUCAGUACGUUGGGUACCUUGCUUGAAACGAACGACAACUAAUAAACAAACGUGAAAAUGUCAAAAGAAAAUGAAGUACCGGAUGAUGUAGAAUCUUUAAUGGCUUCGUUGGAUCAGUUGGGAGCAGAAAAUACAGAGACAGACUCAAAACCCGAUGAGAAAGAAUCUACUGAAAAGAAUGAACAAGCAGAUGCUCCCGAAAACGAAAAGGAAAUUUUAGAUUUUUUGGACGAAUUGGAGAACGAAAAGCGUGAAGCGGCUUACAAACAACCCUCUGAAGGUGCUACUACACAAGAAAGUUCCCAAGAUCAAACUGAACCAAAGGAGAAAUCUCGAAACGAGCCAUCUGAUGACCACACUUCCAAGCGGUUCGGCAGCGAGAAUGAAAAAGAGGAGAAUAAUGGUACCAAAGAAGAAAACAAGAGCAAUUGGUUGGGUGGUUUAUGGUCAAGUGCUUCAGCAGCUGUUCGUUCAGCAGAACAGCAUGUUCGUUCAAUCAAAAAUCUUGAAGAAACGGCUCAUUGGGACAGCCAGGUUCGUAAAAUGAUGGACUUGAAUAAACUUGGAGACAUCGGAAAUGGUAUUCGAAGCAAAGCCCUACCAACAUUAAGUCAUACCUUUCAGAAUGUAAUGAAUGUAGUUGCUCCCCCUAUUCAGGAUCAUGAAGUCUUGCAGGUUACGGUGUUUCAUGAUUUAGCUGGCUUUUCUCAUGUGGAUCGAAUUGUUUAUGAUAGUUUUGAUAAUGUUAUGUCUCAAGUAGAGGGUGGUGAUUUGACGGUUUUGUUGGACAAAGAAGCAAAGGUGCGAAGCAGGACUAGCGAUUUGUAUGAGAACUUUGCGUUGUGCAAUGGAUUAUUGGAAGCGAAAAAGCUGGCCAAGGAAAAUUUGGUUGAGCCAAUCCGACAUGCGAAGAAGCAUCUUGAAGAAUCAAACUCGACAAAGUUGAAAGAGGAAAACAACAAGGACAAGGAAGAAUCUUCUUCCAUUCGAGUUACCCAACUGUUGCUAUCCAUUCAAGCAUUUACAAUAAAAUCUAAAGAAAUAUCUGAAACGGAGCAGCUUAGCUUUCUAUUAUGUUUGAAGGAUGUCAACCAUGACCUAGAGUUUUUUACGACAUCACAGCCAAUUCCACUAGAAUGGCACCAGUGGGCUGUUGACGAUCGCUAUGUGCAACUGUUCGGUCCUACAGCUAUCCUACCAAAUGAAUGGGCUAUUCAAUGGACUGAAAAUUGUAUAUCGGUGGCUGCUGGAAUCCUUGCUCAAAUGUACACUUCAAAACGCAUGGCUUUAGGAGAUCCGGCGCUCUUUACAAACAUUGAAAGCAAAAACGAGCAAGAAGAAGAACAGCAAUCUGCUUAUUACGAUGGAUUGGUGUAUACAUAAGCAUGUUUUUAUAAUGGUCUGCAAAACCGAAACUGGUAUCUUUACCUGUUACUAUGAAGAUACUCGAGCAAUUCCUUUUAUUUUUUUUAAAAAAAAAAUUUCUUUAUUCUGCUGUUUUAUUUUUUUCCUCACAUACUUCAGAGUACUGACGAAUAUUGUUGAAGAAGCCCAUCUUUGGUCGAUCUGAUCUGUCUUAUCUUGUUCUUUUUCAUUCCAUUCGUACUCACUAUAAAAACAGUAUGUUUAUAUGGUAAACAAGAAAGCGGAUUUUCGCAAGUCGUGUGAAACCAAAGCGAAUGUAUUUAUUAAUGAUCAACAAUCUAUUCUUUUAUAUCCAAACAUACAAUUACAAACUAAAAGUUGAUAAAACAUAAAUAAAACGCUUCCUGGAGAACCAUCAAGAAGCCCAAAGAACUACUACUGAACGGUGGUAAAACUACGAAACGAGAUAAAUGACAAAAGAACGAAGCCGUUGUGAAGUGUGAAUGGGAGAGAAAAAUUGCCACUUUUCCAGCUUUACGCACAUUUGCCAACCAAAUUCAACCGAAAUUCAUGCUCUUAACGAUGUAGGUACAGCAAAGAUGUUUUUCCUUCUUGAUGUUAGGACUACACAAACUUUGUAUGAUCAAAUAACCCAGCCAUGUGAUCUAACAUGGUAACUCGGUAUAGAAUUCGUAACUGUAGAAACAUAUGAAACCAGUUAUUGUUUUUUAGCAAGAAAGAACUCUGGAAAUUCCAUACAAAAACCAAAAAUAAUGAAAAAACACUAAACAGAUUCCUUUUGUUUACAGGAUUAUCUUUGGAUUUCUAUGUUGCUGUUUAUUUAUAUCCCUGUUACUAUUUACUCUUAUCCAGAACCUAAAACACAAAGUGAUUGGAGGACGUAAAAGGGAGACCGGCCUUAGAUGCCAUGCUCAAGCCACCUGUUACUUCCCGUGCCUCACAACCAACAAACGUGACGUUUCCUUUGUCAUCAAAAAGUAUAUAUAUAUUGACAAGCAAUGUCCGUUCCAGGAUAA
Molecule: messenger RNA, 2435 nt
Organism: Schizosaccharomyces octosporus yFS286
Lineage: Eukaryota; Fungi; Ascomycota; Schizosaccharomycetes; Schizosaccharomycetales; Schizosaccharomycetaceae
Exons: 3
Coding region: 91-1416 (441 amino acids)
Source: RefSeq, a predicted model, not a curated record